Messenger RNA from Styela clava, 3059 nucleotides. The record is from RefSeq and is a predicted model, not a curated record. Lineage: Eukaryota; Metazoa; Chordata; Ascidiacea; Stolidobranchia; Styelidae.
UCAACAUUUAUACACUGGAAGUCAAAAUGAAGUUGAACGUGUUUGUGGAAAAUGUUUUCUUCUGAAUGCUACUGAUAAUGGACUUAUCACUGAAGUACCACCAAAUAGUGCCUCACUCACAACGAAGUUUAUAUGAGCACCUGGUACAUGGGCAUGGUCAGGAGCAAUGUUUGAUAUUGGUAUGCCAACCUACUCACCCACUACACCUUUAGCAUUCAUAUUUGAUGAGGAAGCUGGACGACCAGAUAUGUACCAAACUCCUACAUGCUACAAGAAAGAGAAGGAUUCUUCCAGUCUUAAGUGUGAUAAACUUCCACUGAUGAGAGACAGUUACAUGGGUCUUUCAGUAGCAACAAGUAACGCAAUCAAUCCAGGUUCUAAUGAGGUAUUCUAUGCUGCAGGAGCACCAAGAGGAAAUCAUACUGGCGCAGUAGUAUUUUUCAGAAAAAAUACAGACAGUUCCGGUGAUAUAACACUGGUACCAGACCCUGCUAAUGUGUUGCUUGGUGAAACUAUCGGAUCAAGUUUUGGAUAUGCAAUUGCAUUGACUGAUAUUAAUGGUGAUGGGUUAGAUGACUUAAUUGUGGGAGCACCACAAUAUUAUGAAUACUCCAAUCAAAACAAGAGAGGAGGGGCAGUAUAUAUUUACUUGAAUGGACAAAGCGGAAUGAGUAACGUUGAACCACAAGUAAUUUAUGGACAGCCCGAUUCAUACUUUGGUCACUCAGUUGCUGCAUUGGGUGACAUAGAUCAAGAUGGUUAUAACGAUUUUGCAGUUGGAGCACCUUAUGAAAAUGAAAAUGGUGUAGUUCAUAUAUUUAGAGGAUCGAAUGAAGGAAAACCUAUUAAGGCACAGGUUGUGAAUGCGAUUGAUUACACCAAGCUCGAAGGUUCGGGAAUAGAAAAUAUUGUUGGAUUCGGUGCAUCAUUAUCUGGACAAGUUGAUGCAGAUAGCAAUAAGUAUCCUGAUUUAUUGAUUGGAACUCUUUCUGAUCAAGUUGCACUGCUCAGGACUCGCCCAAUCAUCAGUGUUAACAUGUCUUUUGAUAUAAGUCUGACUGAAAUUGAUCUUGAAGACAAGAAUUGUUCAACACCUGGCGGAAAUCAUGCAUGUUUUGAUAUUAGCUACUGCUUUGUAUACCAUGCUCGACAUGAUGAAUACUCAGAAAAUGUGGAUAUCACUUACAAACUAACAUUAGAUAGUAUUCGUCAAGAUGAACUUAAAUCUCCAAGAGUAAACUUUCACACUAUUGAUGGUCCUUCAGUUAUAAAGAGAAAGCUGACUCUACCUAAAGCUGGAGAAAAAGUUUGCCCAGAACAAGAUUCACAUUUGAUAUUUUUUAACAAUGGUGCAGAAGAUAAACUGAGUGAUAUUGGACUGAAAAUGGAAUUUGAUUUAGAUUUAGAUGAAAUUGAACGAGAAAAAAUUGGUGAAGAAAUUUUCAACAUGAUUAAGGAUCCCAUUCUUGAUGCUGAUCUGGAUAAAGAAAAACAAAAAAUAGUUCGAAUAAAAACAUCUUGUGGUGAUGAUGGUUGUCAGAGUGAUUUAAAACUCAGUGCAUCAAUGCCAGAAGAAGUUGUUGUGGGUGAUGAAUCAGAGCUUCCUGUUAAAAUUCUUGUAGUGAAUGAUGGAGAAGAAGCACAUCAGUCUUUCCUCACAGUAUCAUUGCCUCCUAAUAUUGAUUUUAAUAAUUACACAGUGGAAGAUCAGUCUAGCCGAAUUGUUUGUUACCCGACCACUUCAGAUAAGUUAUCCUUCAUUAAAUGUGAUCUUGGAAAUCCAUAUAAACCAGAAACAAAAGAUGAGAUUAAAAUAAUACUUGGUGUUUCAAGGCUUACUCCACAGGAUAAGUUGAUCGAACUUGAAAUAAAAGGGUCAACAUCAAGUGAAAAUCCUGAUAUCGCACCGAUAUUACUUAAAGCAAGAGUAAUGAUUGAACUAGAUAUUUCUCUGAAUGUUUUUGCUCAACCUGAGCAGGUGUGGUACAGAGAAAAAGAAAUACUUGGUGAGAGUGGUAUGCAAACUACUGAAGAUAUUGGGCCUUUGACUGUGUAUACAUUCAAUGUAAUAAAUCAAGGAAGUCAACCAGCCUCUGGAAUAGUCGUGAACAUUGAUUUUCCUAUGGAAAUAAAUAACGGAAAAUGGCUGCUUUAUUUGGUGGCAUCAGAUGUAAUAGCUGGAAGUCCAGUGCCUGCUGGAACAUGUAGUGGAAAUUAUGUAAAUGUUCUCCAGUUGGACCCACGGCUGCAAGCACCUGCAAAUAUUAGAAGCAAGAGAGAAACUGAAUCAUAUUCCAAGAUAGCACCAGAAGCUGAAGUGACUGCAAGUGGUGGCUUCAUAAGCAAGAUAACUUUUGCAUGUAACAAAAGAAGUACGCGAUGUGUUAACAUCAAGUGUAAUUUGGAUGAAAUUGAAUCUCAAUCAACUACUUCGAUAAUUCUGCAGAUUCAUGUAUGGGAACCAACUUUCUUGGAAGAGUUCACUCAUGUUGAUCUUGUCCAUAUUCAAACACAGAUCAGUUUAACAUCAUCUAUUGAAAAUGUUCGAUUCAAAGGAAAUAAGACGCACGGAAUGGUACAAACAACUGUUGACCAUGAUUUUUUCAAGACUGAUAUAAGAUCAACGUUUCCAUGGUGGUAUAUCCUGCUUGCAAUUAUAGCCCUAUUGUUGAUCUAUAUUUUGGUAAUUUUUAUUCUGCUGAAAUGUGGAUUUUUCAGAAGAAAACGAUAUUCUCAUACAGCCAAUGAUGAAGAUGAUAGCAAGGUUGUUCUGGAGGAAGUUAGAAAACGAGAUGCUGAUGAGGGAACUGAAAUAUAGAUCAUUCAGCUUUCAAAACUCAUUUCUGAUAAAAUGUACACUCUUCUGGGAAAUUCUUGAACUCAUUGCAUUAUAUUUCUAGGCGCAACUUAUUGUGAUAUGAGCGCGUUAUAGAGUGUUUUAUUUUGAGUAUUUCCUUUAUACAGAAUUCAUUGACUAUCUAUCUGAAUAAUUGAAUUUUAUAAAUCUUAAGAUAAGACAAAUACUUUUUGGAAUUUUCAAUAAAUUCAAUAUAAUUAUU